This is a messenger RNA of Nerophis lumbriciformis (worm pipefish), 2878 nucleotides long. It is a transcript of the gene pdlim5b, whose product is annotated as PDZ and LIM domain 5b. NCBI's taxonomy places the organism in Eukaryota, Metazoa, Chordata, Actinopteri, Syngnathiformes, Syngnathidae. The record is from RefSeq and is a predicted model, not a curated record. Gene Ontology annotation, biological process: muscle structure development; actin cytoskeleton organization; heart development. Gene Ontology annotation, molecular function: muscle alpha-actinin binding; actin binding. Gene Ontology annotation, cellular component: Z disc; filamentous actin; adherens junction.
GGACUCACCUAUUCAGCCGUAAAACAAGCCUAAGCCUGUCGCUGUAGCCUGGGGCCACUCACCUCUCUCUCUCUCGCUCUCUCUCGCUGCUGUGAGCCCUCCUACCGGCAUGCGUACAUGCGGAAGUCUCAGUUCCGCUCAGGCAAGCGCUCACUCAGUCCAGAGCUGAGAACCGACAGACUCCUCGUCUCUCUCCCCCUCAUUCGAGCACCGGCAGAUAGCGGCUUCGCAAGGCAAGGUGAAUCAUGAGCUACAGCGUCACCCUGGCUGGUGCAGCUCCAUGGGGCUUCAGGCUGCAAGGAGGGAAGGACUUUGGUGUUCCCCUCACUAUUUCACGGCUGACGGACGGAGGCAAAGCAGUCCGAGCCAAGAUGAGUGUGGGAGACGUCAUUCUGUCCAUAAAUGGCAUCUCCACUGACAGCAUGAAUCACCUCGAGGCCCAGAACAAGAUUAAAGCCUGUGCCGGCAAUCUCAGCCUAACAUUACAGAGAUCAUCAAGUGCUGCAGAUGGAGGUCUGAAGGAUGAACCUCAAGAAAUCAUUAAGCCCGUCCCGAUCACCCACUCGGCCCCCAGCUCCACCUUCACAAAGCCGCCGAGUCAGCCCGCGUACAACAAGACGGCACGGCCGUUCGGGGGCGACCGAGGUGUCGCCUCCAUCCCCUCUGAAUCCUCCGCUUUCACGCCGGCUGCCGCCUCUCAACCGCCACACCCCCCGUUCCCUCUCAAGUCCAGCCUCACAGCGCCAAGCUCUUCCCCCGCUCGCUCCACCAUCAGCUCCCCGUCCUCCGUUUCUUCCUCCUCCUCCUCGUCUAACGCCUCCUCGCCAGCCAGAGUGACAGCCCCCUCCUCCCAUGCCACUGUCCCGCAGUCGUCCGUCUAUAACACCCCCAUCAACCUCUACUCCAACGUCAACGCUGUGGAAGUGGCCAUGGGGCAGAGGCGAGGCCUUCUGGAGAGCCAAGGUCUGGCAGAGCAUUCUAACGGGAAGGACUUUGAGUUGGUUCAUGCGACUGCCCUGAGUGAGGCCAGCAAGAAGAGACUAAUGGAGGACACGGAGGACUGGCAACCAAGGACCGGUACCUCUCAGUCGCGCUCCUUCAAGAUCCUGGCCCAGCUCACCGGCACGGAAAAUGAGGAAGGUCCUGACAACAAUGGAAAGAACAAUGCCGUGGAUAAAACCUCUCCCAGCGUGCACACCAUGCCUGCAGACAAAUCCUAUUCCAAAGCUACGCCUCCUCGGAACGGCAACGUCGUGGCCCCCUCCGCAUUCAAGAGCCCCGCGGCCCAGAACAAGCCCCCCUUCCAGCUCAAGGGUCUAACAAGCACUGCAGGCUUCCCUAAAGGAGGUGCUGCUCCUUCGUUUGGCAAGGUUACCAACCUUUCUCUUAAAGGCCCGGAUCGACCGGUCCCUCAACCACAUCCUGAGGACCUCAACACCCUGGUGCAGCGAGCCGAGCACAUCCCGGCCGGGACACGCACCCCCAUGUGCAACAAGUGCAAUAAAGUCAUCAGGGGUCCCUUCCUGGUGGCCAUGGGCAUGUCCUGGCACCCCGAGGAAUUUGACUGCGCCCACUGCCACGCCUCCCUGGUGGACCGUGGAUUUGUGGAGGAGAAGGGCAAGGUGCACUGCGAGAACUGCUACGAGCAGUUCUUCGCUCCCACUUGCGCCCUCUGCCAGCAGAAGAUACUGGGGGAGAUCAUAAACGCGCUGAAGCAGACCUGGCACGUGUCAUGUUUCGUGUGCGUGGCUUGUCAGAAGCCGAUCAGGGGCAACACCUUCCACAUGGAGGACGGACAGCCGUACUGUGAAAUGGACUACUACAAACUGUUUGGCGCAAACUGUCAUGGCUGCGACUUCCCCAUCGAGGCAGGAGACAAGUUCUUGGAUGCUCUAGGAUUCACCUGGCAUGACACCUGCUUUGUCUGCACGGUGUGCACCGCCAAUCUGGAAGGACAACCCUUCUUUUCCAAGAAAGACAAGCCUUUGUGCAAGAAACACGCCAACGCUGUCAACAUUUGACCCACUCCCACACCACUCAAUGACCCACUCCCACACCUCUCAAUACAACAAACUAAAUCCUAUCAACAAUAUAUAUUCAUAACAUGCUGAAUAUUGAAAUGUACUUUACUUAUAUAAUGUGUGUGUGUGUUUUUGUUGAAUAAUAACGGGUCCAUUUUUUUUUUUUUUUUUUUUUUUUGCCAUUUCCCCCUAAAGUGCAAUUUUGUGGUAGUUUUUUACAGUAACUCCAGCAGAACUUGGAAAAAAAACACAUUGAUUUGGAUUUCAGCGCUAUUGUGUUUAAAAAUCUGUAAAAACAAGUGGGAGCAAACAUACACACAGCAGAUAUUUAUAAUAAUACCUGGUAUUAUUCCUAUUGUAAUAUACGUAUUCUUAUUUUAAUCAAUUAGUAAUUAGUAUUGCAGCGUCACUCCCCCACCUGUUAUUAAUUAGAAUAUGUCAAAAGUCAACAAUGUCACAAUCACAACUUAUCUUCUUCUACUGUACUCUUUUCCUAUGGAUUUGCUCUUUCUGACGAUGAUGGUUUGUUAUAAUAACAUAAAAAGUUCUAAUAUAUUCUGCCAGAAGCUGCCAUUUUUUUUAUGCGCCUUCCACAUUUGUAUUUUUUAUCCGUUUUUUUCCUUAUUGUGUUCAAAUGAAAGCGACUCAUAAAAAAAAAAAAAAAAGAUAAAAAUGGACUCGAAAUGAUUGAAACCUCAAAGAUGUCCUCUUGAAAUGAACACAUUUUUUCCUAACAUGAACUAAUGCAAUAUCUGACAUAAAGGACAUUUUUGUCCACUCUUUGGUCCUGAGGAUAUUGUGUGAGUGGUUUUGUUUUGAGAAAAAUAUAUUUGUGUUUAAUAUUUGUUAAAGCAGUU